This is a messenger RNA of Vicia villosa (hairy vetch), 1110 nucleotides long. Its product is annotated as F-box/kelch-repeat protein At3g23880-like. The record is from RefSeq and is a predicted model, not a curated record. Bases 1 to 1110 code for a protein of 369 amino acids. Gene Ontology annotation, molecular function: protein binding. The transcript has a single exon. Lineage: Eukaryota; Viridiplantae; Streptophyta; Magnoliopsida; Fabales; Fabaceae.
AUGGAAACCCUAACAUUCCCUUCACCUCACGCACCACCACUCCCCACACUUCCGUUUGAUCUCGUCGCAGAUAUUUUCUACAGACUCCCUGUCAAACUCCUCCUUCAACUUCGCUGUCUUUGCAAGUCUUUCCAUUCUUUAAUCUCCGAUUCCAAAUUUGUAAAAAAGCAUCUUCAAUUGUCAAUCAAGCGCCCCCACCUCAUUGUAAGCUCUACAAACAACUUAGGUGAAUUACUUCUCAUUGAUUUCCCAAUGUCUUCUGUUUUUUCAACUUCUACUGUUAUGCAAACACAACUGAGUUAUCCUAUUACUGGUAAAAGUGUUGAAUACGGUCUACCUAUGUGUUUGUCAUCUUGCGACGGUAUACUUUGUUUUGCCAUUAAUGCCAAUUCUGUUGUUUUGUGGAACCCUUCCAUUAGAAAAUUUAAAUUAUUGCCUCGUCUGGAAAGUCCAUCAGAAAUAAAUACGAUUUUUCUAUAUAGCUUUGGGUAUGAUCGUUUCAUUGAUAAUUAUAAGAUCAUUAGUAUUUCCUUUUGUGUUAACGACCAAAUCGAUGUUAGUGUUAAUACUAUGGGUACAAAUUUCUGGAGAAGAAUACAUGGCUUCCCAUAUUGUAACAAAAUUUGUGGAUCAGGAGUAUUUGCGAGUGACACUGUUAAUUGGUUGGCAUAUGAUGCUUCAAGUACUUCUUUGCAUGCCAUUGUUUCUCUUGAUUUGGAGAAGGAGUCGUAUCAAAAGCUUUCUAUACCUGAUUUGAAGAAGGACAAUUGCACAUUGGGGGUGAUCAGGGAUUGCUUAUAUAUAUUUGAAUGUAAUGAUAUGUUUUUGGAUGUUUGGAUGAUGAAAGAAUAUGGCAAUAAUGAAUCUUGGACUAAAUUAUACAAUGUUCGUUGUAUGAAAGAUCAGGUUUUCUAUUCCUAUACCAAGGCUUUAUAUAUUUCAGAAGAUGACCAAUUCCUGAUAAAUUUUUAUGAUUUGAGAAGUAAAAAAUUAAAGCUGGCUAUUUAUGAUUCAAAAAAUUGUAUUUGGAAGAAUCCCGGGACUCAUAACGUCAAAAGUUCGAGCAACGUAGAAGUUUACAUUGAGAGUUUGAUAUCUCCUUGUUCUUGA